Messenger RNA from Gastrolobium bilobum, 1268 nucleotides. RefSeq lists its product as uncharacterized. The record is from RefSeq and is a predicted model, not a curated record. Bases 26 to 826 code for a protein of 266 amino acids. The transcript is spliced from 4 exons. Lineage: Eukaryota; Viridiplantae; Streptophyta; Magnoliopsida; Fabales; Fabaceae.
GUUGAAAAGUGAAAGAUAUUUGCAAAUGGCUAUGGUCUUACAUGUGUUGUACAUUUCUUCCUUCCCCAAUUCAUCUCCAUUGACAUCCUUUAAAGCAUCAAACAUCUCAGUCUCACCACCACAUUCUAAGUCUCUGAUUCUCAAUGCCACUCCUCUCUCUCUUAGAGGAACAAAACAUUACCUAUUUUCCAGACAUAGAAGUAGAACCACCAGAACCAGAGCAACUCUUGAUGACAUUGAAAGAGACAACCUUUCCUCAACCCCACUUCUUGUUGAGGACGAGAACCCCAAAAAGGAAGUAGAGGAAAGUGUGAAAGUGUUAAAAAAUGCAGCUAAGACAAGAAAGGUAGCAGCAGAGGAGGUUCUUUCUGCACUGUCUGUCAUUGAGAAAGCAAAAAUUGAUCCUUCUGGUUUUCUUGAAACCCUUGGCGGAAAGGAAUCCCCUGGGAGGACCUGGAUGCUAAUUUUUACUGCUAAGAAACAAUUAAAAGGUGGUCGAUAUUUUCCUCUCACAGCUGUUCAGAGGUUUGAUGCUGCUGCAAAGAGGAUCGAAAAUGGCGUAUAUCUUGGACCGAUUGGACAAUUAACAUUUGAAGGCAGACUUUCAUGGAAAAAGAGAAUAUUGGCUUUCACUUUUGAGAAUCUACGAAUAAGAGUUGGACCUUUGAAACCUCUACAGAUCAGCCUAGGAAACAAGGAAGACAUGGAACCAGGUACCAAGGAUCCUUUUUUCAUAUGGUUUUAUGUAGAUGAGGAAAUAGCUGUUGCUCGAGGCCGGAGUGGAGGAACUGCGUUUUGGUGUCGGUGUCAGCGUGUCAACGUUUGAUUCUUCUUAGCUCCAAAGAUUCAUGUAGAUAAUUGUAAGCAGUUGAAGUUCAGGUGGAGUUAAAUUUAUUUGUACUUGUAUACUGUAUAGCUGUUUACAUAAAAACCAGAAAACUGAAAUUUAUACUUUGGAUUGAAGUUUUUGUUUCAUGAUGAUGGACCACUGCUGUCGAAAAUCGGGUCAGGCCAUUUGUGAGGAAAUAAUUAUUCAACGAUCAAAGAGAAGAUGAUUUAAAAAGUAAGAUAAGAAGAGGAAGAAAAUAAAGAUUCUCCACCAGGUCCAGUUACAUAAUUGAACAAGUCAAUGUGAAAUUGUAUGCUUCGGAAUGUGUUUAACUAGAAAAGAAAUUUUAAAUAAUAUAUUUACUACGUAUUUUCCUUGUGCUCUUUUUAAUUUGGUCGUUAGUUAUAUUCUCUUUGGCGGAAACAUAAUGUGUCAAUCA